AUGAACCUCAAAUCAGAACCUGUCUCGGGCAAUACAGAAGAAAUCAAACCCUCCCUUUCAUCCUCUACGAUCAAUGGUAAUCAUGAUGACAAACUCGAUCCAUCGGAAAUAAAGAUCGACCAUGACGAGCAAGAUAUCAAAGAUGAUCUUGUCCUUCUCAAUGGGAAUGAUGAGAAAGAUAAAGAUAAAGAUAUCAAAAGAAAAGGAGAAAUAAGGAAAGAUUUCAAAGUGAAAGGAGAAGGGAAAAGUCACACGAGAGGAAAUGGUAGGAAAAAUAAUGGAAAGAAAAACUUGAACGUUUCUCAGAACAAACCUGUUUUGAUUGAUCAAUUACCUUUAGCAUGGGAACAAGCUUGUGAAAGUUUUGAAAGUUUAGAGAAAUGUGUUUAUGAGAGAAAAGAUUUAGGUUUGAGUAGGGAACAAGAUGAGAUGAUGGUUUGUGAUUGUGUUUAUGACCGAGAUGACCCUCAUGCAGAACCUUGUGGAUCUCAGUCGGAUUGUAUAAACAGAGCUAUCUUUAUCGAAUGUUUACCUGGGGAAUGUAGAGCAAGGGAACAAUGUCAAAAUCAACGGUUCGGAAAACGACAAUAUGCACCUAUAGAUGUUGUGUUGACCGAGAUGAAAGGGUUUGGUUUGAGAGCGGCGGAUGAUAUACCAGAGGGUUCGUUGAUCUACGAAUACAUUGGAGAAGUGAUUAAAGAGACUACCUUUAGAAAACGAAUGGCUCAGUAUGCAGAUGAAGGUAUCAAACAUUUUUACUUUAUGAUGUUGCAGAAGGAGGAGUACAUCGACGCGACGAAAAAAGGUGGGAUAGGACGAUUCGCAAAUCACUCUUGUAACCCUAAUUCCGAAGUUCAGAAAUGGGUCGUAGGUCGGAGAUUACGCAUGGGUAUCUUUGCGAAGAGGGACAUUAUCAAGGAUGAGGAGAUCACUUUUAACUAUAAUGUGGAUCGGUAUGGUCACGACGCUCAACCAUGUUACUGCGGCGAACCAAAUUGCGUUGGCACGAUCGGCGGAAAGACGCAAACAGAUAUAGGAGGAAUGAGCAACCUCUUCCUUGAUGCUCUGGGUAUCACGGAUGAAGUGGAAGAGUUGGAGAUGAAAGGUAGCAAGAAGAAGAAAUCUCGUCAAUUGGAUGAAGACUUUGUUCCUGUGUUACAUCCCAUACAACCACACGAGGUUCAAAAGGUCGCUGCUGCGAUGCGACAAUCUAUGGAGAAUGUCAGAAUGAUGAGUCGGUUGUUGGAACGAAUAAAAAUGACAGAGGAUCCUGUUUGUCAAAGAGGGUUGAUGCGACUUCACGGGUUUUCACUCAUGAGUAUGAUUUUGACCAAACUAGCAGACCAACAACAGAUUAUCCUUCUUGCACUGGAAAGCAUGUCAAAGUGGCCUUUACAGUAUAAGAACAAAGUGGAGGAUUCAAAGAUUGAAAUUCCCGUUCGAGCAUUGGCAGAUGAUCAAAAUGAAGUCAUUGCAUCGACAGCCAAACAGUUGUUGACAUAUUGGGAUAGUUUAGCUCAUUCAUUCAAGAUUCCCAGAGUACCGAAAAUAUCUUCUCUCGACGCGGAAGAUGAAGCAGCCACCACUACAAUAGCCGAAUUCGAUUCAUUACAUUCUCAUUCUCAAUCUUCACAUCGUACCAAUACAUGGGAAAAUACCGGUCAAAUUCAAUUCGAUGUAGCACCCGUUCGUUCUCGACCCAAUAUCCCUUUCGUCAGACCUAAACCUCCCCUUCCACCUCCUAAACCCGCACCGACACAAUCAACAAUUGCCGAUAGGUCAAAAUUAGAUGCUAUCAUCGCAUUAGCUCAACAAACCAUGGCAGCCGCUGUGGCAGCUCAGAAUGUGGUUACUGAAAGUCCGGCGGAAAGCAGUAGAUCAGGAUCUAGAAGUCGAUUAGAUGAUACACCUGGUGAUGAUGAAGAUAGGAAAAAAAGAGCAAAGAGGAUGUAUGAAAUGGAUGAAGCAAGAAAAGAAAAGAGAUUAAAGGUUGUAGUUGGUGAAUGGGUCGUGAAAAGUAUGAGCAAAUAUAAAUCUCAAAUGGAUCAUGAUACUUUUAAAAAGUAUGCCAAGGAGUGUACACUCAUAUUGGUUGAAAAAGAAAAGAAAUCUCCUUCCUACGCAACCACCUCACAUCCUAAUCUGACAGAAGAGAAAAAAACAAAGAUGAAAUCUUUUGUUAAAGAAUAUACACAUAAACUUCUCAAAAAGCUUAAAGAUAAAGGAAAACUCAAAUCUUCACAUUCUCGUUCAUCCCAUUCUCAUUCUCAAUCACAUUCUCAAUCACAUUCUCAAUCUCAUUCACAUUCACAUUCCCAUUCACAUUCACAUUCACAUUCAACAAGAUCGGAGAUACCUGCCGAACCAACGGAAAGACCACCUGAUCCGCCUGGUGAGAUAGACGAAGGGGUGAUGGAAGAUGUGGCUGAUAUGUUUUCUGAUGAUGAGAUGGAUAUCGAUCUUGAUGAUGAUGAUGAGGAUGAGGAUGAGACUCGAGAUGAGGUAAGUAAGAAGAGAAAGAUAAUGGGGAAUGGAUUGAGUGGAUUGGUGGAUACUCCAGAACGAACUCCUUUGAGUGAUCCUUCUCCUCAUGGGAACGGUAUGAGAUGA
Molecule: messenger RNA, 2610 nt
Organism: Tremella mesenterica DSM 1558
Lineage: Eukaryota; Fungi; Basidiomycota; Tremellomycetes; Tremellales; Tremellaceae
Exons: 12
Coding region: 1-2610 (869 amino acids)
Biological process (GO): regulation of DNA-templated transcription
Cellular component (GO): nucleus; chromosome; chromatin
Molecular function (GO): histone H3K36 methyltransferase activity; protein binding
Source: RefSeq, a predicted model, not a curated record